Messenger RNA from Spodoptera exigua (beet armyworm), 1721 nucleotides. The record is from the annotation of a GenBank genome assembly. NCBI's taxonomy places the organism in Eukaryota, Metazoa, Arthropoda, Insecta, Lepidoptera, Noctuidae.
AUGAAAUCGUCGGUUUGUACACAUUGGUCGCGACAUAGUAGUAAUAGUUGAUUGAUGUUUGUCAAACAGGGGCUCGCCUGAUGACGGGUGUGUCUGCUUCGAGCACUGAGGGACUUCGCACGCUCGAGAGAAUUUAACAAAGAAAAGGUUCCAGACAUAAGAAAACGAUGGUGGAGAAGAUGUCGCGGUACAGAUAUGGGCCGCUAUUGGUCUUCCAAAUCUUUCUCAUGAUUUUAUACAUACUGUUCACUACGUAUGGAGGUGCUGAAGAAGCCAAUGUUAAAGGUUUCGAAGAUACGCAUGUGAUGAUAUUCAUUGGUUUCGCAUUUCUAAUGACAUUCCUAAAGAAAUACUGCUACAGUGCUCUCGGAUAUAACUGGUUUUUGGCGGCAUUGGUUAUACAAUGGGCUCUGCUCUGCCAGUCCUUCUUCCACAUGAAGAAUAAUACGAUCCAAAUCACGAAGAAAAGUUUAUUAGAGGCUGACAUUAUGUCCGCGACUGUCCUCAUCACGUUCGGAGCUUUACUGGGACUUGCAAGCGGAACUCAGCUAUUGUUCCUAGCCAUCAUUGAAACAGCAGUAGGCUGCAUAAAUUUGUACCUAAUAGAGAGUGUUUAUAAGGCAUCAGAUAUAGGCGGUUCUAUAGCUAUUCACACGUAUGGUGCGUACUUCGGGUUGGGUGUGAGCACUGCAUUUAGGUUAAGGAAGCCCACUGGACCGGAGGCGGCCGGUACUGAGCGCCUCGAUGGGCCCACCUAUAUCUCCGAUAUUACUGCUAUGAUUGGUUCAAUAUUCCUAUGGAUCUACUGGCCAUCUUUCAACUCGGGUUUGGCCCACUCAGACGCAGAGGGACAGCGGGCAAUUAUUAACACCUAUCUGUCUUUAGCUGCUGCUACGGUCACAACGUUCGUACUAUCUGCAAUGGUGAGUCACAAACCUGGCAAACUGGAUAUGGUGCACAUUCAGAACUCCACCCUUGCUGGUGGUGUAGGAGUGGGAGCUGUUGCCAACAUGUUCAUUGGACCUGGAGUAGCUAUCGCCAUUGGCAUUGGUGCUGGUUUCCUCAGCGUGUUUGGAUACAGAUAUGUGACGCCCUACCUAGAAAAGAUCGGCAUCCAGGACACGUGUGGUGUUCACAACCUCCACGGUGCACCUGGAGUAUACUCCGGUCUACUAUCAGUUCUCUUUGCUGCACUAGCCACAGCUGACACGUAUGGAUCCGAGUAUAAAGUCAUCUUCAGUGCGGCCGACAGAUCGAGUGCGACGCAGGCACUAUAUCAGUUGAUAGCUCUUGCGACUACGCUGGUACUGUCAUUUGGUACGGGUUUCAUUUCCGGUUUGAUCGCGAAAACGAAGUUGUUCAUGCCCCUGGAGGUACACCAGCGAUACAACGACGACGUAAACUGGGAACUGCCCUAACUUAACAUAACAAUGGCGUCUUUAUACUGAAAGCUUUCAAUUGUAAACCUCAUGAUUAUCAAACAGUUCCGGAAGAAAAAAUAAAAAGGAAUAAGUAAGAAUGUGUUAUUUUUUCGGUUACAAUGAAAAUGUCGUUGAAUAAGUUUGUAUUUUGAAAAUGGAAAAGUGUCUUUUGCAAAACCAAGUAAUUUAUUUUUUAGAAAAUGUUUGUAAAUUACCAAUAAUUAGCAAUGAAAGAAUGAGAAACAUGGAUAUUAUGUGACAAGAAAAUACCUGUUUUAAAUGAAAAUAAUUCUUAUCAUG